Molecule: messenger RNA, 880 nt
Organism: Phytomonas sp. EM1
Lineage: Eukaryota; Euglenozoa; Kinetoplastea; Trypanosomatida; Trypanosomatidae
Source: the annotation of a GenBank genome assembly
CUAAGCUCAUUUCAAUAAGUCUUUUUUCAGCACCCUUGCUAUCCUUUUUUUCACUUCAGAAAAUAACCCAAUUAUUCUCAUCUUGAGCAUACCGUCCGCCAAUUGAAUACCUGAGAACACAACAACCUCAAUGGUGUUAAUGUCCAAAAGCGAUAUCGAACUGGCUGCGCAGGUGGACGAGGCCUUGGAUGCCUUCUUCUUUGAGAUGAACUUCGGAAAGCACAUCUUCACUACCGAUGAGGCCGUGAAGGCGCUCGUCCUCUUCACCGGUCACCCGGAGGAGGAGGUGGUCGCCACGAUCGGGCCGGAUGCCUCCACGUUCAAGCGCGCCGAUUUCUUCCAUCCCGCCUACGUCAUUCUUCGACACGAACGCGAGGAGGAGGGGGCUGACAACGAGGAGGAGGGCGACGACUCCGCCGGGCGGAGUACCACCCUCGUUGAGGAAUUCCCCGCCGCGUUGCACAGCUCUUCCAGCGGGCGACCUCCUCUUCCUUCAACUGACGGCAGGAAGCUUUGUAAGCAAUUUCAGCUGAACGGCUCCUGCGGCUUCGGCUCGCGCUGCCUCUACCACCACGUGCGGCCUCCCAACGAGGACGUGAAGCAGACCGUGGAGGAGUUGAUGGAGUAUUCCUUCGUGAAUGAUCUUUGAGCUCCGCGGCAUCUCCCUCCCUCACCUAUUAUGGACAAUGCGAGUUAUUCUGAUUUUUAUCCGUUUUGAAGGCGUCUCCGACGCGAAAGGUAGCGGGGCGUUUGUGUUCGAAUUGGACCGAAAUGAUGCUCCCGCGAACAAUGUAGACACAUGUAGUAAAUCUUAAAACGAGCGGAGAAUAUCCCUCGAUCCUUUGAGUUCAACUUUUAUUUUUACGACAUCAGCAAUAGU